Molecule: messenger RNA, 1248 nt
Organism: Salvia hispanica
Lineage: Eukaryota; Viridiplantae; Streptophyta; Magnoliopsida; Lamiales; Lamiaceae
Product: 2-alkenal reductase (NADP(+)-dependent)-like
Molecular function (GO): 2-alkenal reductase [NAD(P)H] activity
Source: RefSeq, a predicted model, not a curated record
ACAAUACACACACACCACUCAUUCUUCACCACACACACAGCACACACUGAGAUAAUUCAAGAAAGAAGAGAAAAAAAACACACACACAACACACAUUGCAGAAAUGGGAGAGGAAAUGAGGAAUAAGCAGAUUGUACUAAGCAACUACGUGAAGGGAUCUCUUAGAGAAUCCAACAUGUCUUUGAAGGAAUCCACCAUCUCCUCGGAGAUCCCAAACGGCGCCGUUUUGGUCAAGAAUCUCUACUUGUCGUGUGACCCUUACUUGAUUGGUCGCAUGAAAAAUAUUGAAGGCUAUUUUGCUGGCCCUUUCAAACUUGGCUAUCCUAUUUCUGGAUAUGGAGUGUCGAAAGUGUUGAAUUCUUCACACACCGAUUACAAGAAGGGUGACCUGAUUUGGGGGAUCGUCGGUUGGGAGGAGUACACUCUCAUUAAGGAUCUCACCGGUGUGUUCAAAAUUAAUGACACCGAUGUGCCUCUCUCCUACUAUACUGGACUUCUCGGUAUGGCGGGCAUGACAGCGUAUGCUGGAUUUUUCGAGCUUUGCGCUCCCAAAAAGGGGGAGACUGUUUUCAUCUCGGCUGCCUCCGGGGCAGUCGGGCAGCUUGUCGGUCAGUUCGCCAAGCUGACCGGAUGUUAUGUUGUUGGAAGUGCAGGGAGCAAAGAAAAGGUUGAUCUAUUAAAGAACAAAUUUGGGUUUGAUGAGGCAUUUAAUUACAAAGAAGAGCAAGACUAUAAUGCAGCUUUGAAGAGGUAUUUUCCCGAUGGCAUCGAUAUCUACUUCGAGAACGUGGGAGGGAAGCUUCUAGAAGCAGUGUUGAACAACAUGAGACUUCAUGGGCGCAUAGCAGUGUGUGGUUUGAUCUCUCAGUAUGAGCUCGAGGAGCCAGAAGGCGUGCACAACUUGUUUAACCUAAUAUCGAAACGGAUUCGUAUGGAAGGAUUUCUUGUUUUCGACUACUACCAUUUGUACCCCAAGUUUCUUGAGAUGGUUCUACCUCUUAUCAAGGAAGACAAAAUCACUUAUGUUGAAGACGUGGCCGAGGGCCUCGAGAGUGCACCCAGUGCUCUCGUAGGCCUUUUCUCCGGCCGCAAUGUCGGGAAGCAGGUCGUUGUAGUUGCUCGUGAGUAGGUGCUUGUAGUGAGUGUUGCUAUGUGUUUUGCUAUGUUUUCAAAUAUGUUAUGGUUUGUGUAAUGAGAAUUAACUUCUUCCAAAAACGGAAAGGAAAAAAUGUGACAUCUUUUAUGGAA